UCGUACACCGAUACACUAGUGUAUUGAGAUAAGUAGGGAAUGAAGGAAACAAUUAGUUAAAUUAAUAAAAUAGAGGUGAAAUUAAUUAGUGUCUUAAUUCAUCAUACUAUAAGAAGUCAAUUUUGGGCCUUGGGUUUGCGGAGUCCAUUGGACCAUCCCUCUAUGUAUGGCCCAGUCUACAAGUGUUGGGUGAGUACUUGCAUGUCCCAAAAAAAUUAAAAAAAAAAACCUCGAAAGGAGGAGCGAAAAAGACAGACCAAGUUUGAAACCGAGUCAAGCUCCAUAAACUCAGAUCCCGAACAGAAGACAGACAGAAACCCCACCACCAAAAAUGAAGCAAAUCUUAGUUCAACUGAGUCAACUCGUUCUUCUUCUUCUUCUGCUACUUGUUGGCUGCUCUGUUCCCACAACAACGGCCAGAAACCAACGGCCAGGAUUUCUCUUCACAAGAACAACAGGAAGAUGCACUCCUCAGUAUUGGGGGAGCAGGAGGGAGGCGUGGCCGAAGAUGGUCCCACAAACAUCGACAGUGUCAAAGAUGUUUGGAUCAAGAGCAUAUGAGCGUUACAGAUCCGAUUUGACAUUGCUUGAAGCGACGGUCAGGAAUGACGAGGAGAACGUUUACCCUAGGCUGCUGAAGCAGGCGAGUGCAGCACUGGUGAACUCUUAUGCAAGAAAAGGGUAUCCUUACACAGCUUGGGAGGUCAAGACUCUUUUGAUCCAAGCUUUGGUGUCUGAGAAAGCAGCUGCCCUUCAAGCCCAGCACUUUUCUACUGCCAAUGAGGCUUGUCAUUAGCAUUAGCAAGCAACCCUUGUCGCCCUCUUUAUGUUUCAAGCGAUAUUCUAUUUUAAUGAAAAUUCAAACAUAAGUGUAGAACUAGAGCAUGCUGCUCUAAUUAACUUGACUACAUUAUGAUUUUAUUUGUAUGGACGUUAAUACUAGUAGAAUACUUCAUUCUUAAGAGCGAUA
Messenger RNA from Pyrus x bretschneideri (Chinese white pear), 970 nucleotides. RefSeq lists its product as uncharacterized. The record is from RefSeq and is a predicted model, not a curated record. The coding region runs from base 332 to 796 and encodes 154 amino acids. The transcript has 2 exons. NCBI's taxonomy places the organism in Eukaryota, Viridiplantae, Streptophyta, Magnoliopsida, Rosales, Rosaceae.